Messenger RNA from Kwoniella botswanensis, 1755 nucleotides. RefSeq lists its product as uncharacterized. The record is from RefSeq and is a predicted model, not a curated record. The transcript has 4 exons. Bases 1 to 1755 code for a protein of 584 amino acids. Lineage: Eukaryota; Fungi; Basidiomycota; Tremellomycetes; Tremellales; Cryptococcaceae.
AUGCCACCCAAACGACCCUUGAAACGACGAGGGGAAGAUGAUGAUCGACGACGGUCCAAGAAAGCGGGGAAGAACAAGAGGGAGAUCACGUAUGAUACUUAUGAUGAAGCUUUAGAUGGUGGGGUGGAAAUGGAAGAGAAAGGUGAAAGGUAUAGGGAUGGUGAUAAGGCUCAGCGGUUCUAUGAACGAGCGGUGGAUUUGUACGAGAAAGCAUUAGGAUUUUCACAGACGUACGAUGCAGCCUACAACCAAGCAAGAGUGCUAUACACCUUAUCAACCUCUUUCCUCCUCCCUCCCACCUCUUUAGCACCCUUGCGCCGUUCCAUCGAAUUAUACCGUCUAGCAACGACACUCACCAACUCUCCUUUACUUCGCAUGGACGUUGCUUUCAACCUCUCGCAAUCAUGUUCAUCCCUCGCAGAUAUACUGGAAGACUUAGAUGUGGAUAAUACCCAGAUAGACGAAGUGAGGAAGCUGAGGGCAGAAGCUAGGGAUAUCUUACAGGAAGUUAUGGAUGGACAGGAGGAGUACCUCCGAGCGACGAGCGAAGAAGAUGAUGUAGAUGAAACCGAGGAGGUAGUUGAUGAGAUGGAAGUUGCUCCGGCUGACUCUGCUCUGGACGAAGGAAGUAUGCAAGUUGAUGAGGAUAAGGAUAAAGCUCAAGAUGAAAACGAAGGAGAAGGAUCGUUCGAAACACAUUUACCGACUCGUUCGACAUAUACCGACACUGUUCUUACACUCAUCGAUAUCCAUCUAUCGCUAUGGACAUCCACCACUGAACCCAAAACGCCAAGUGAAGAAGAACAAAUGACCGUCCGACAGAUAUUAGAUCGUGCAGGGGUAUUUGCCCCACCGGGCCGACAAGCUGAAUUAGACUUGUGCGAGGUGAAAGUACUGCUGGGUAUGGAUAGUAUAGUAUGGGAGAUAUACAAAAAUCAAGCUCAUCCUAACAUGGGAUUAGAAAAAUCGUUGGAAGGUGCCAUAGCAGCCCUUACAGCGAUUUUAGGAAGUUUAGAUAUAACUCCACCUGAAGAUUUGACUGUUAGACCGGAGAUUCUGACGAUUCUUAGUGAUACACAUAUGGAAAUUGCCAAUAGGAUGUUGGUUUUGAAUAAACAACUUCCUCCGGGACCUUCGCCAUUGGCUCAACAAGCUUGGUAUCACCUUUCUCAAGCUACCUCCCAUCUUACCACUGCUCUGGAUCUACCGACAAACGCACUGACCCCAAAGGCAUUCAAACCUUCUGUAUUGCUGAACUUGAGUAAAGCAAGUUUGAGAAGAGCUAGGUUGGCGGACAUACAUGAGACUGCUAAGAGGAAUGUAGGACAGUUGGUGGAUAAUGCUUUUACGUAUGCAACUAGAGCGGGUGAAGGCUUGGGAGUGAAAUUUGUGAAAAUAGAUGGAACUUCGACCACAACGGGUUCAGGGAUGAGUCUCAGUAUAGGUGGUACGAUGGGAGGUGGGGAGGAAUUACCAUGGCAGAGUGGGUGGGAGAAUGAAUUGUUGAUUAGGAACAUCAUCUUACAUCAACUUAGAAAUGGACUGUAUGCUACGAGAACGCUUUUGGUACCCGAAGAACAGGAUAGACAGAAGUAUGGCAGUGGAUUACAGAAGAUCACGAAGAAGCUGAGUGGAUUAAAAGGAGAGAGAAAGUUAGGUGCAGAUGAUGUGAAGAGGUUCUUAGCUGAGAUAGAGGAUGAGGAAGGUUUGAUAGAGGAUUUGGAGAGAUCGUGGUGGAAUGAGCUGUUUGCGUAG